CGGAACGACCUCAUUCUUGUGAUUGGCGAGGGUGAUGAUGAUCGAUAUUCGAUAGUCACUCCCGUGUCACUUUGUCACCGUCCACUUAUGCACUUAUGCGUAUAUGUGCGCAUGUUUCGCAGUUGACAGGCUCCCUGGUCUUGGCAUUUGGUGACGCAACUUCAGUUCCAAUAGUGACAACAGGUUCCAGCGCCGCGCCUGCGAGCAUCAGAAUGUUACUGGUGACAAGCAACAACAAGGCAAUCCAGAUCACCAAGAAGUCUUCUGAAUAACAACUGAUUUCCCACCCAAGUCCUCGUCCUCUGCAGACCUUCUCAUCAUCCACUAGCCCAGGUGCAACCCUGAGUUGGGAAUUGCCACCCUCCAUCUAAACCCCCCACUCGAGACUCUCCAUCUCCCUUCACCACCGCAGUGGCUACACAUCUUCGCAAAGCCAAAUAGAUAUCCAAAAACCAGGCCAAGAUGGCACCCUCAGAUUUAGAGCAGUUGACUGAUAUGGGGUUUGACAAAGAAAAGAGUGAGAUCGCCUUAAAACAAACUGGUGGCCUGGCCGAGGCAAUCGAUUGGUUGGACAAAAAUGCCGACAAAUCGAUAGAUGACCUUAAGGCGGAGCAAGAUGCACAGGCUGCCGCGCAAGCCACUGAAGACGCUGAACAGGCAAAGAGCCUGGUUUGCAACGAGUGUGGCAAGAAAUUCCGAGGGACUGCCCAAGCCGAGUUUCAUGCCUCCAAGUCAGGACACACCGACUUUGCCGAGUCCACCGAAGAAAUCGCCCCACUGACCGAAGAGGAAAAGAAGCAAAAACUUGCUGAACUGCGGGAAAAGAUGGCACUUAAACGAGCAGCACAAGCAGAACAGGACAAGGCAGACCAGCGGCGCAACGAGCAGAUCAACCGGAAAAAGACCAAAGAGACCGAGGACAUGAAGGAACAGCUCCGGGUCAAGGAGCAAAUCAAGGAGGCUGAGAAAAAGAGACAGGAGAAAUUGGCCGACAUCGAGGCCAAAAAAAGAAUUCAAGCCAAGAUCGCCGCGGACAAAGAAGAGAGAAGGCUAAGAACAGAGCGGGAGAAGGCAGAGAGAGCGGGAAAUGCUGCUGCCGCCGCUGCCGCCGUCGCCGCCGCCCCCAUUCCGGCAGCUACUGGACCAGUUACCUCCAAGCCUGCUUCUGAAUACAAGGAAUCACGACUACGACUCCAGACAGCAAACGGGAACCUCAUGAAGACCUUUCCGGUCGAGACUACGCUAUUUGAAGUGGCGGCAGCCAUCUCAGACGAGAUCGGCAGAGACGUUGAGAGCUUCACGCAGAACUUCCCCAAGAAGGUGUUCAACCAAGAGUACUUUGGCGAGACAUUGAAGGAUUUGAAGCUGGUCCCGAGUGCCAGUCUGAUAGUGCAGUAGGUCUCCAUGUCUCCUUUGCCCGAGAUACCAAACGGGGUCUAUUUGGCGAUGGCGUUGGCAUGGGUGCGCCUGGGAGCAUAAAAACAUUGUCUUGUGGGCUGUGAUUGCGAUUUGACGUGGCCCGAGCUGAUUCGUCUUGUGAGAAGGGAAUAUCCUCUGCCUUGGUAGAAACUGAGGCACCAUACUUGUGUGGCAUGGAGACCUAUCUGGUGGUGCAUCACUCGGCGUCUCUCCGAUGACCUUGCGCAUCAGCCUGGCUGGCGGUAAAAGUCUACCACUUAAGUCUACCAACCAGAAGUAGAGGUCAAUUCACGUGAUGAUGCAUUUCUCACAGCGCGCACUUUAACUUUUCUCACGGCAUAUGCAUGUCAGGCCGACAAAGGACUCGCGUCGUAUAGCUGACUCCUGUAAUGCGUUCAUAAUUUGUAGGGGCCAACCCCCAGAAAGUCCAUGAGCUAUUA
Messenger RNA from Exophiala mesophila, 1859 nucleotides. RefSeq lists its product as hypothetical. The transcript has 2 exons. NCBI's taxonomy places the organism in Eukaryota, Fungi, Ascomycota, Eurotiomycetes, Chaetothyriales, Herpotrichiellaceae. Bases 463 to 1398 code for a protein of 311 amino acids. Gene Ontology annotation, molecular function: protein binding. The record is from RefSeq and is a predicted model, not a curated record.